UCAGAUAAAGCAGCUCAGUUGGAAGAUAAAAGAUUGUUUUUUCUAUUGUGUUGGGGACAGAGAAGCAUGCCUGAUGCCAAUGUACUCCUGAUGCAGAGUAGGACAGCCUUCGGAGAAUUACUGAAGAUAUUUCUGGGAAAAAUGGUGACCUCUGCAAUCACAGCAGCAGCGGCAGAAGUGAAAAGGCAAGAGGAAAAAGAGGAGAAAGAAGAGUCCAUUUUGGCCAUGUUAGGGAUUAUAGGAACUGUGUUAAAUCUGUUCGUCAUCAUUUUUGUGUACAUCUACACCACCCUCUGACAGUCUAUCUGCACAGGGUGCUGAAUGGAUGUGCGGUGAAAUUCCAGCAGUUGUAACAAUGGCUGUGAAUCAGAAGAUGCUGCUACAGGGCUCUUCAAAGAACUAUCCAAUACAUUCCAGUGUAAAGUGCCUAGGAGGAUCAUGGGAAGUGGAGCGCAUCGGUCAGUGUAGAUAGGAAUGUGAGAGCCUGUAAGCCAUGGUGAGCAGCAAACGUUCUUUCUGGCUCCACUGAGGCAUUAUAUAUAUAUUUAUUUCCAGUGCAAAGAUGCAACAGUUUUAACAAGGCCUAUUUGAGUGCUAUAUUACUGCCAUAUAAUAUCUAAUAUACAGGAAAUGGCAUUUCUACACUAAUAACCAUCAUGUGGCACCCGAGUCACUCAAACAUGAGAAGUAAUACCAUAAACGACGUUCCUAUUACAUGCUUCCAAGCUGAUACAUCCAGCAAGGAUUAAAUCAGAUUUCUAAACAUUUUUUCCCAAAUAACUUUUUUUUAAAGCACCUUACUAAACUUUUUGAAGUAUGUUAAAAAAACAUUCUGCUCUAUUUACUGUGAAAUACAAAGGAUAAUGAUAAUAAACUGGUUUAUUCAACUCA
Bombina bombina (fire-bellied toad) is the source of this 891-nucleotide messenger RNA. RefSeq names its product protein TUNAR-like. Bases 67 to 297 code for a protein of 76 amino acids. The record is from RefSeq and is a predicted model, not a curated record. Lineage: Eukaryota; Metazoa; Chordata; Amphibia; Anura; Bombinatoridae. The transcript has 2 exons.